ACACCACAAACACAAACUGCCUUGCCUUGCCUUGUGGAUAAUUGACUAAAGAAUUGAUACAAGUUUCCAUGAGGAAGGAGCGAGCGAACAACACAACCAACCUGCCAACCACACCCACCACAAGCCAGUCAGCAAGCAAGCAUCCCAUACUCCACCCUGCCCCCUCCUGCCUUCCACUCCUUUCAACCAGACAGAUGGGCAGUGCCUGCUCACGAGAGGCGUCCACGUUGACAACACCUAACACUGCGCCCUACGCAAGCGCCAGCAGUAGCCAGGAUCCCAACAUGGAUGCGACGGUGGCGCAGCUGCGCCGCGAGAAGGAAGCACUCGAGCGCGAGAACAGAACGCUGAAGACGGAGCUUGCAGCAUCGCAGGAAGAGAACAAGACGCUGCAAUCACGCGUCCAGGAGUUGCAAGCCCAGGUGUCCAAGUUGGAGCGCGAGCAAGAGGCAGCAGCAACGGCAGCCGUCGCCACCCCGAACACGAGCAUGCUUGCGGACGGCAUGCAAGCCCUCGGCAUCAGCAGCCCCAUGUCGCCGCAGCCCACCUCCUCCCAGCCGCGCAAGGGCGAUCGCGUCAUCAGCCAUUGGAAGAAGUGGCAGUUCUAUCCUGCGCGCAUAGCCGAGUUCAACCGCGCGGAUCUGACGUUCACCGUUGACUUUGAUGACGGCGACCAGACCUCACGCGUUCAGAAAGUUGAGCUGGUUGCGCUCGAUCGCACGCCGGACGCGGACGAAAUCGGCGUCGGCUCCGUCGUCCUCUUCCCACAGGGCCGGUACCGCGGGAACGACGCAAUCAGCGGCGGUGUCCACUGGCAUCUUGGUCGCAUCACACGCGUCAGAUCGGAAAACGGCGAGCGCGUGUAUGACGGAUGCCAUCUCAAGGGAGCUGACGACGGCAAAUGGAUCACGUUCAAAGGCUACGCCCCCACAUUUGAGGGCCUGCGCCUGAAGGACAUGCGUGUGAGCCCAAACGUGUUGAACAUGCUUACCAGCGGCAUGUCGAGUGCUGCCCAGCAGGCCGCGGGCGCCGUGGACAAGUGCGAUGUCUUCAUCAGCUACUGUCGUGCAAACUGCCUCGAGGACAUUACCGCGCGGGACUUGGAGGCGCGCGGGUUCACGUGCUGGAUGAACAUGGACCAUCCAAACGCGUCCCAGGAGCAAGUCGCCCUGGCCAUCAAGCAUGCCAAGCUUGUGGUUGCGUGUGUGUCAAACGAAUAUGCGGACGACAGCGACUGUCGCUCGCAGUUCCAGUUUGCAAAGAAACUCCUCAGGAAGACAACUGUGCCCGUUGUUGUUGGUCGCGGCUCCUGGGAGUGGCAGCAAACCGUCGUCGGAUUGCUGAUUGCCGGUGACCUCUACAUCGACUUUCAGAACAUGAGCAACUACAGCGCCAAGUUUGAGGAGCUUGUUGGAAGCAUCAAGACCGUUCUCAACACGCAAACCAGUGGCAACCAGUCUGCCACAACGCAGGCCGCCGCAAUCUCAGAUGAUGUUGCCAAGCGCGUGUUCAUCAGCUACUGCUGGACGAAUUCAUUCCUCGCAAAGACGAGCAACCAGGUGCCCUCCGUCGCAGGCAACGAAUUCAACGACCCCCGCAGAAUCAAGGACGCGCUUGCAAACCAAGGGCUUGAGUCCUGGAUUGACAUUGAGCAAAUUCAGGCCGAUGACUCUGGGCUCUUCGAAAGCAUCACAAAGGUCCACAAAGUUGCUCUCUGCAUGUUUGCCGGGUGGUUUGCGCUCAAAUCGCUGAAGAAACCGAUCAUCCCCGUGAUUGUCGGUGACUCUGACGCGUGGAAGGAGACGGCAAUCGGCCUCCUCCUCUCGAACAUGGAGUGCAUCAACCUGCAAGAUGUCACGCCAGAGAACUUUGCAAACAAGCUGGAGGAGAUUGUGUCCCGUGUGAAGACUUUUCAGACGAACCAAGCAAGCCCCACAGCGCCAGCAGGACCAGGAGCGUCGUCGUCAUCACCUUCGUCAUCAUCGGAAACGGAAUCUCGGUCCCGCGUUCCCAAAGUCGGGGAUCGCGUCAUUUCGCACUGGACGCGCUGGUCCUUUUUUCCGGCCACCAUCAACAGCUUCGACAGCGAGACUCGGAGUUUCACGGUUGACUUUCUUGACGGCGACACAGAGGGCCGUGUACAGCCCUUUGAUCUGGUUGCCCUGGAUCGCGUCCCAGAUGUGGAUGAAGUUGGUGUCGGAUCCCACGUCCUGUUCCCACAGGGGAUGUAUCGUGCACAGGGCGAGCGCGACGGUGGCGUUCGCUUCCACAUGGGCGUUGUCGAGCACAUCGACACCGCCGCUGAUGGCACGCGCACGUACUCGGGGCGACACCUCAAGGGGGAGGCCGACGGGAAGUGGGUCACGUACAAAGAUUACAGCGCCACGUUCAGCGACCUGCGGCUGGACCAACUGCGGAUGUCUCCAAACGUCAUGGACCUGCUCGAUGCAAACUGAUGGCGCUCGUAUCGGUGGUCGCGCUGAUGGUAAACACACCAACAUUCGCAAGUGUUGGUUUUGUGCGCGCUUUCUUGUGUGUGUGUGUGUGUGUGUGUGUGUGUGUGUGUGUGCUUACUUGUGUAUGUGUGUGCGUGUGCUUACUUGUGUAUGUGUGU
Molecule: messenger RNA, 2614 nt
Organism: Salpingoeca rosetta
Lineage: Eukaryota; Choanoflagellata; Craspedida; Salpingoecidae
Exons: 20
Coding region: 69-2456 (795 amino acids)
Biological process (GO): signal transduction
Source: RefSeq, a predicted model, not a curated record